Molecule: messenger RNA, 936 nt
Organism: Nyctereutes procyonoides (raccoon dog)
Lineage: Eukaryota; Metazoa; Chordata; Mammalia; Carnivora; Canidae
Exons: 1
Coding region: 1-99 (32 amino acids)
Source: RefSeq, a predicted model, not a curated record
AUGGCUAUAAUGCUGCUCUGCCUUCUACAGCUUGCUGCACCACUCUGUAGUUACUCAAUAACUAUACGUUUCUAUCUUUUUUGGUUAAACACUCCCUGAAGAUGAUAAUGAUGUACAUACAUCCGUAUUAUACACAUUGAUUCAUGUGUAAGGAUUUCUCUUCAUGUUUAUUCUGCGGGCUGGGCAGAAUUUAGUGUAACGUUGAUACACAUCAUGAUACUUUGAUAUAAGAGUAAGUUCACUAUUUUCAUAAUGAGCCCAAAUCUGAAGGCUUUUGUAGUAUAUUUUAAAAGGGAAAACUUACCCAAAUGUUUUAUUUCUACACGUUUGUGUAUAUGUGUGUGUGUGUGUAUAAGCCAGUUAGUAUAUAUGUAUAUGUAUAUUAUAUACAUAAAACACUUUAUAUUUUUUCAUACAAGUAUGCUUUUAUUAUACAGAUAAUAAAGAUGGGGGAAGGUUUCUGUUUUUUUCUUAAUAGGUGAAGAAAUCUUGAAGACCAGAAAUUGGAUCUUAUUGAAUUUUGGUGUUCUUUUUCUUUUUUCUUUUUCUUCUUUCUUUUUAAAUUAUAUUGUUCGGCUAUGGAAGAUGGAUUUUUUUUUCAAUAUCCUUUGAUUCUGAAGUUCAUCUUUAAAUGAACUCUCUUUUUGUUGGUUUUUAUUUUUGUUUUUGUUUUUGUGGAGAUAACUAAGCCUAGCUUGUCUCCAGUCUGACAAAGGUUAUUCGAACGGACUUAAUCUCCCAGUAGUUGGGAGAUGUUUUAAAAACACGUCCUGUGUUUGAAUUGUGGCUGAGAGGUUUCCUUGGCAAUGUGAGGAGGAAAAUUCUUUCUGCCCCAUUAUUAUUAAUUCAUGGAUUGAGUGUUGAUUCGACCUACAGGCGUAAUAGAUUGGAACUCAGUGAAGACACAGAGGUUCCUGUUGAGAGCAACCAGCUAAU